GAUGAAACAGUUUGUGGUGCUAGCCUUAAUCAGCUGCCUGGCCUUGGCCAGUGUCUGUGCCCAUCCGCUGGAGCCAGUCGAGCAGCAGCUUACACUCGAGCAGGUGGACGCUCCGGCCGGCAAUGAUGCUGACGGAGUGCGUCUUGCACGUCACUUUGGCGGCGGCGGCGGUUUCUGCUGCGGCGGCGGCGGCGGCUUUGGACGUCCCGGCUUUGGCGGCGGCGGCUAUGGCGGUUAUCCGGGCGGCGGCUUUGGCGGCGGCUAUCCCGGCGGCGGCUUUGGCGGCGGCUAUCCCGGCGGUGGCUUUGGACGCCGCGGCGGCGGCGGCUUUGGUGGCGGCAGUGCUUCAGCCUCUGCCUCGGCCUCAGCCUCAGCUAGCGGCAACUUUUAUGGCAAAUAGGCGAACUUGAUGUAAAAUCAAAACAAAUCACAAUAAAAAACAAAAAACGAAAAAACGAAAAAACAGACAAGCGCGCUUUUGAGACACAAAUAUGAAAUGUUGACGCCUUCUGGCAGCCGGUUUUGCGCUCGAAAAACAAAUAACAACAAAAAUAGCAUUAACAAUAAUACUAUUAAUCAAAAAAUAGCUGCCAAGUGCGAAGAUUUGAUUUUUUUUUUAACGCACUGCAAAAUAAUGUAAGACCCAGAAAUAUUCCAACGGGUUGCUCAAAAAAUUCCGUUGACUUCAAUUAAAAACUGCCCAAAAAAAAAUAUAUAACGUAAUACUCAUCA
This is a messenger RNA of Drosophila novamexicana, 732 nucleotides long. Its product is annotated as glycine, alanine and asparagine-rich protein. The record is from RefSeq and is a predicted model, not a curated record. Bases 2 to 400 code for a protein of 132 amino acids. The transcript has a single exon. NCBI's taxonomy places the organism in Eukaryota, Metazoa, Arthropoda, Insecta, Diptera, Drosophilidae.